Molecule: messenger RNA, 1611 nt
Organism: Beta vulgaris subsp. vulgaris (sugar beet)
Lineage: Eukaryota; Viridiplantae; Streptophyta; Magnoliopsida; Caryophyllales; Amaranthaceae
Exons: 10
Coding region: 412-1368 (318 amino acids)
Source: RefSeq, a predicted model, not a curated record
CUUUCUAUAUUUUACCCGAGUCCUCUAUUUCUUUUUAUCAUACUACUCCUCUCUGAAACUAAACUGCCAUAUGUUAUUAAACUUUAUUUUAUGUAAAAAAAGUUUCCAAUUUAAUACUUCAAAUUUUCAGCAAAAACGUCAGCUAUCCAAUUAGAAUUGCAUAAUCCCAAAUUUUGAUCCCAUCCCCGAUUUUAUUAAAAUCUAAUAAUCGAAACAAUACACAAUUCCCCUCUUUGCUUGCUUCCCAAGGAUUACAAUAUUAUCAUGCUUAUAUAUAUAGCAGGGGUCAGGGGAACUGAACAUUAAGCCACGAAAGGUAUACGUACUGUCGUAGAAAUUUCAUAGUCAUUGCGAUUCCUUCGUUUUAAAGGUCAAAUUGAUUGUGUGGAAGGUUUUGGAAUUAGUUUGGUUAUGUCAUCGUCGUCUAAUUUGAGGAGAAGGCUUCAUCAUGGGGAUGUUGAUGGAAGGAAGCGUGAGCUCUACGAUACGUCGGACUUUGGAAGUUUAGGGGAACCGUUGCUCGGGAAUGAUCGUGAGUAUGGUGAUAGACAUCGGGAGCAAUAUUCUUUGGAAGAGCUUCUGGAUGAUCCAGGGAGGAAGGUUCAACUCCAUUGGUCGUUUAUAUUUUCUCAACUGCUUGCGCAGUGGGCCCAAUGGCUAGCAAAUAUUGUUCUUGGUUCGAGGUCACUCUUUGGACGCUUUACGAAUCCUGCAUUACCAUCACAGACACGACUCCAUGUGCCAGCUCUUACCUCUUUACAGGAAGAAAGACUCAGACAGCUGCAGAGCAGGCUGAAAGUUCCUUUUGAUGGAAGCCGGAUAGAGCAUCAGGAUGCUCUUAAGCAGUUGUGGAGGUUGGCUUUUCCUAAUAGGGCGCUCCCACCUCUUAAAUCAGAGCUUUGGAAGGAAAUGGGCUGGCAAGGUACCGAUCCCUCAACAGAUUUUAGGGGUGGAGGAUUUAUAUCACUUGAGAAUCUCAUAUAUUACGCCGAGAAAUAUCCGGAGUCUUUCCAGUGUUUAUUGCUUAAGCAAGAUGGGCAGAGGGCUGAGUGGGAAUAUCCCUUUGCUGUAGCUGGCAUCAAUAUUUCGUUCAUGUUGGCACAAAUGCUGGAUCUUCAAUCUGGAAAACCAACUUCCAGAGCAGCAGUGCGGUUUCUAGAUUUACUCGCAGAUGAUGAAAUGGCAUUUGACAAUUUGUACUGUGUAGCCUUUCAAAUGAUGGACGCACAAUGGCUUGCAAAGGGAGCAUCAUAUAUGGAGUUUAAUGAUGUUCUAAAAUCUACAAGAGCUCAAUUAGAACGGGAACUCGAGUUGGAAGACAUCUCCAGUAUAAAAGAUUUGCCUGCCUACAAUAUGCUGAGAAGAUAAAUAUAUUUUUUCGAGAUUUAUGUAAACUGUCAAUAGCAAAUUAGCAAUUUCUAUCAAGAAUUGGAUUAUGCAUAAAGAUGUACAAUGUUUUAAGUUAACAAUUCAAAUCUUUCUUUUAUGCGAAAGUGAUCGUGAUAGUGAUACUGAUAUGUAUGCAUACUGUAAAAAAUACUUAAAAUUGUUGAAUCCUAGAAUCCCUUGUUCAAACUUCAAGUAAGAAAAAAUACUUGAAAUGUUGAAUCA